Messenger RNA from Misgurnus anguillicaudatus (oriental weatherfish), 776 nucleotides. Lineage: Eukaryota; Metazoa; Chordata; Actinopteri; Cypriniformes; Cobitidae. The record is from RefSeq and is a predicted model, not a curated record.
ACUCGACAUUAUCGACAUUUUCUGUGCUUUUUAUAUAAAAAUUAUAUUCUUUCUCGUCAUUUAUCGUUUAUAAUUUAGUGUCACUUUAAUACAGUUUUAUUAAUAACUGCCACGCCUGUUUCCUGACAUGUUUUUCAAAGACACCCUCUCUGCUGCAUAACAAUUCAUUCUUCCGGUUUCACAAAACACUGCGAGUGAAGAGCCCUUUAAAGUCCUGUCGUACUGUUCGAGAAGUAUCGAUACGUUUUGUCCCAUAAAUCAAGAAAAGCUCAGUUGUCAAGUCUCCACUCUCGGGGACUUUGCCUCAGCAGCUGUUCAAGAUGCCACUAAACGAUGAGCGUCCCACCUCCACAUCCACUAUGGCCAGCGAGGACCUGAACAGUGAUACCGAGUCAUCGGAGAGGUGCGACAGUUUGACUUCGUGCAGCGAUGUUGACUAUUCUCGUCAGAGCUUCACCAGCAAUUCUUCCAGCAAACACAACUCACCUUCUUGCAGUCCACCAAAAACCGUAACACUUGAUGAAGUUAUGGAUUCAGCCCGGGACCUUUCUAACCUGUGCCUGGCUCACGAGAUCGUAGUCAACCGCAACUUCCACCUAGAGCCUCCAGAACUACCUCAACACAGCUUGGAGAAGAGGGUAAAAGAUAUGGUGCACAAAGCCUUCUGGGAUUGCCUUGAAUCAGAGCUGAACGAAGACCCGCCUGAGUACGACUAUGCCAUCAAACUUCUAGAAGAGAUCAGAGAUGUAAGUCAUACGUUUACCUCGGUACAAUGA